Pygocentrus nattereri (red-bellied piranha) is the source of this 1737-nucleotide messenger RNA. RefSeq names its product ras-related protein M-Ras (gene mrasa). Bases 212 to 838 code for a protein of 208 amino acids. The transcript is spliced from 6 exons. Gene Ontology annotation, cellular component: plasma membrane. Lineage: Eukaryota; Metazoa; Chordata; Actinopteri; Characiformes; Serrasalmidae. Gene Ontology annotation, biological process: signal transduction. Gene Ontology annotation, molecular function: GTP binding; GDP binding; GTPase activity. The record is from RefSeq and is a predicted model, not a curated record.
AGCAGCAGCGGCGAUGUAAAGAUUGUCCGUUAUAGUGUUUUAUGGCGGGGGUACUAGAGGAGAAAGAGAGCACAACGAUGUUUUGACUCACUUCAUGAGGAAAACCUGUUGACUACCUUCUCCCUGCUGCUGUUAAAGGGAUGUGGGGAAGGUUUUGGGAGAUAUUCUCUCCAAGCAAGGCUCCAAACCCUUCAGCGGUAUAGCUGUUGUCAUGGCGACCAGCGCAGUGCCUAGCGACAAUCUCCCCACGUAUAAGCUGGUGGUGGUGGGGGACGGUGGCGUGGGCAAGAGCGCUCUCACCAUCCAGUUUUUCCAGAAGAUUUUCGUGCCCGAUUAUGAUCCGACCAUUGAGGACUCCUACCUGAAGCACACGGAGAUCGACGGACAGUGGGCUAUUUUGGAUGUGCUGGACACAGCAGGACAGGAGGAGUUCAGUGCCAUGCGAGAGCAGUACAUGAGGACAGGCGACGGCUUCCUCAUCGUGUUCUCCGUCACAGACAAGGCCAGCUUUGAGCACGUGGACCGCUUUCACCAGCUCAUCCUCAGGGUGAAAGACCGAGAAUCCUUCCCCAUGAUCCUGGUGGCUAACAAAGUGGACUUGGUGCAUUUGAGGAAGGUGACGAGUGACCAGGGUUGCGAGAUGGCGGCCAAACACAAUAUUACUUACAUUGAGACAAGUGCCAAGGACCCUCCGAUGAAUGUGGACAAAGCCUUUCAUGAGCUGGUCAGGGUGAUUAGGCAGCAGGUUCCAGAGAGGAGUUUAAAGAAGAAGAAGAAGAUGAAGUGGCGUGGAGAUCGAGCCGCUGCCUCUCCUAAACCCCACUGCAGUAUUUUGUGAUGAUUUCCUCUGUUGGAGUCCGGUGAAGUCCAGGACAGGACAGUUCCUUCAGUCUGACCCAAAAGCUCUCCCUCUGUCCCAGAACGCUGCAGUCGACAGGGGAACGAAUCAGAACCAGCCGGGCCCGACAGGAGCUGCAGCAAGAGCUAAAGAAACUAACAGAGAUGCUACAGUUUUGCACACACGCAAAGACGACCAGUCGGCAUCAUCCAGAGAUCCAGAAGCUUUUCUGGCUGUGUGGCUCUGCUGGUUGUCACAAGCGUAAUUGAUGUAGGUUAACUUCCAAGGGCUGAGUGGUAGUGGACAAUAUUGCCUUAUCGGUUCGUGUCUUUGGGCACAAUUUGAAGUAUUGUAGCUCGGCCAAAGUAGAGCCAGUCGUUAGCACCGUCGUAUUCAAGCUUUUUUUGGUGCGUUGGGAAUUUUAAUACCUCUCGAAAUGGCCUUUACUGUUAAGCACAAAAGCACAGGCGUUACAGAAACAGAAGUUGUCCGUUUGCACUAGGAAACAAAUCCUGAAGACUUUUUUUGCACUUUUACGUUGCGUCAAAUAUGAAAAAAUAGGGUCUGAGUGUUAAAAUGAUAUAUCUGCCUUACCGGAAGGCUUCGGUUGUAAAAGGGUUAAAAGUAUUUUUUUUAUUAUUAUUACUUGUUGCACUUGUAAGUUGCACUCAUAUAGGCUGCUCCAUUUUUAUUCACUUCUGUCUUUUCUCCUUUCUCUCAUUCUCUAUAGACCAACUUUCAUUUGCUACACCAGCAGCUUUCAAGGUCCUUCUCUUAAGUGUGCAGUGCUUUCAGUUGUGCUGACCUAAAUAUCUGCAUUGCUGUUCAGCAUAUUCACUUUCCAGCCUAUAUCAGUCAAACUUGAAACUUUGUGGGCCGAAAAUAAACUAUAAAAUGUC